UUAAGCUUAGGACAGAAGCUAAGUGAAAGUGCAGCAGAGCCAAUUGAGUUUAGCAGGAAAAACAAUUAAUUUUUAAUGGGUGUACGCUUCAAUUUUUUUUUAGAAUUGUAUGACAUUUUUGUGUUUGCAUUCAUGCUCGGGCUCCUUUAAGAGCCUGUUAUUUUAGCUCUCUUGUGCCCGAGAGAAGCGCCCGCCUGCUCCCUGCACGCCCGGGGACUGUGAAAGGCUUUUGUGCCGGAGCCAGGCUCAUUCAUAUAGGAGCUGCCGGACUCGGGAUCUUGGCUGCUGCUGCUGCUGGAGCAAGGACGGACCUCUAUAACGCUGGCUUUCUGCUGCGCCCAACAUGAGGAUCACAUCUGUCCUGACAGCCACGCUUCUUCUCACCCUCCUGGUUGCAGAGCCCUCGCAUGGCAACAUCCUACUGUCUGCCAGAGAUGCCUCCCAAUUCCUGCGUCAGAGGCAGAAGAGGGCAAACCAAAUAUUUGAGGAAACCAAACAGGGACACUUGGAAAGGGAGUGUGUGGAAGAGCAAUGCAGCAAAGAGGAGGCAAGAGAGGUCUUUGAGAACAACCCAGAAACAGAAUAUUUUUACCCAAAAUAUAUAGAGUGUAAUCGGCGAUACAGGCAUCUAAACAAGAAAGACUCCCUGACAACAUGUAUACACAAUAUACCAGAUCAGUGCUCUUCAGCCCCAUGCUACAGAGAAGGGUCCCUUCACUGUAUAGACCUGCAUGGAGAUUUUUUCUGCCACUGCAAGCCUGGAUGGACUGGAAAAAGCUGCGGUACAGAUAUUAAUGAAUGUGCAACAGAGAAUGGAAAUUGCAGUCAGAUCUGUAUCAACAAGCCGGGAACACACCAGUGUUUGUGCAGUAGUGGGUACAGACUCCAUGCAAAUAACAAAUUGUGCAUAGACAUUGAUGAAUGUGCAGAAUCGCCCAAUAUCUGUGGAACUGCCCAGUGCAAAAAUGUGCGCAGCACCUACGUGUGCCUCUGUGAAGAUGGUUACAGAUAUGAUGAGUUGACAAAGAGCUGUCAGGACGUAGAUGAAUGCAAAGAGGGGCGCUGUGAGCAGACUUGCGUUAACUCUCCUGGAAGCUACACUUGUCAUUGUGAUGGGAGAGGAGGAGUUAAGCUAUCCCAGAACAUGAACACUUGUGAGGAUAUAUUGCCGUGUAUUCCUUUUGCCUCAGAAAAAAGUAGAAAUUCUUUAUACCUUGGCAGAAUGUUCAGUGGCACUCCUGUGAUCCGGCUGCGCUUCAAGAGAAAGCAACCCACCAGACUUAUGGCAGAGUUCGAGUUUAGGACAUUUGACACUGAAGGAGUCCUUUUCUUUGCUGGAGGCCACCAAGACAGUUCCUGGAUUGUCUUAGCUUUGCGGAAUGGAAGAUUGGAGCUGCAGCUGAAGUAUAACGGCAUAGGCAGAGUCACCAGCAGUGGCCCACUUAUUAACCAUGGAAUGUGGCAAUCCAUUUCUGUUGAAGAACUGCAGCGGAAUCUAGUUAUCAAGGUCAACAAAGAUGCAGUCAUGAAGAUAGCAGCAUCUGGAGAUCUGUUUAGUGUAGACAAAGGAUUAUACCAGCUGAAUUUAACAGUUGGAGGCAUUCCCUUUAAAAGCAGUGAGCUCAUCCAGUUGAUAAACCCACGCCUUGAUGGCUGCAUGCGCAACUGGAACUGGUUAAAUGGUGAAGAUACAUCAAUUCAAGAGACAGUAAGGAUGACAGAAAAAAUGCAAUGUUUCUUAGUUGCUGGAAGAGGCUCUUUUUUCCCUGGUAGAGGAUUUGCCAUGUUCAACAUAGAUUACACAUAUCCAUCAAAGGAAGAAACUGAGGCAAACUGGAGAGUAGAGUUUAAUGCACAAAUAAACCCAGCUACUGAUACUGGUGUCCUGUUUGCUUUAGUUUCAAAGGACAUGGCUGUCCCUUUAUCUUUAGCUCUGAUUGACUACCACUCCUCUGCAAAAAUUAAAAGACAAUUCCUUAUUCUCUCAGUAGAGAAUGUUGUUGUGUCCAGAAUAGAAGUCCAGGUCUGUGACAGAGAACAUAUUGUGGAAAUUUCUGCUAGUAUCAAUGAUGUACUCCUUUCCUUUGAUGGGACCCUCGGACUAAAAGAACUGCCUGAUUCACAGAUGCAGAUGACUUUGCUUCUGCUAAAUGACCACUUAGGAAAGGGUGUAAAGACAUAUGUUGGAGGAUUGCCAGAUGUUGCUGUAACUGCGACUCCAGUCACUGCAUUCUACCAUGGCUGUAUGACAAUGAAGAUUCAGAAUAAACCACUAGAUUUGGAUGAUGCGGUAUACAAGCACAAUGACAUCACAUCACACUCUUGCCCUCCGAUUAAAUCCGGCAAAUAAGUUCAUUGCCUUAUAUCCAUAACCAAAUAUCCCAAAUGACUUUUUAUAUAUAAAUUAUUCAGACUUGCAGUAUUGUUUGUAUAGUUUCUUAAAACACUGAAGUAGGACCUGCUGAUUUUUACACCGUGUGAAACUGUUUUUUUUUUCAUGUUAUGCCUUUAAGUCGUGGUUCAAGUUUGUAAUAUAUUUGUAAAUAGUUUUUAAAAAAUACCCUAAUAUUAAAUAUCAGAACAUUGUGGCCAUUUUGAUUUGUACGUCAUGGACAUGUGAGUUAAAGUACUUUUAGGGAUUGUUAUGAUCUUGUAACUUUCGCGUGGUAACAAAAACUGGAAAAUGUGUUAUUUUUUUAAUAGCAACACUGCUUUAUAAUUAACAAUUUACACAUAAAUAAAAUAUUUACAAAAAAAAACA
Xenopus laevis (African clawed frog) is the source of this 2761-nucleotide messenger RNA. RefSeq names its product growth arrest specific 6 L homeolog (gene gas6.L). Gene Ontology annotation, cellular component: extracellular region; membrane. The record is from RefSeq and is a predicted model, not a curated record. The coding region runs from base 344 to 2350 and encodes 668 amino acids. Gene Ontology annotation, molecular function: receptor ligand activity; calcium ion binding. NCBI's taxonomy places the organism in Eukaryota, Metazoa, Chordata, Amphibia, Anura, Pipidae. Gene Ontology annotation, biological process: signal transduction. The transcript is spliced from 16 exons.